Molecule: messenger RNA, 510 nt
Organism: Gloeophyllum trabeum ATCC 11539
Lineage: Eukaryota; Fungi; Basidiomycota; Agaricomycetes; Gloeophyllales; Gloeophyllaceae
Exons: 4
Coding region: 1-510 (169 amino acids)
Source: RefSeq, a predicted model, not a curated record
AUGACAUCUCCCGGGGAGCUCGCCGCUGCGAGAGCGGUCGACACAGAAGUGCUUGUGCGACGGUCUAUGACCAAAGGUUAUCAACUCUUCUCCCUCUUGACCCCUCCCGUCUACGCCGCUACUGUCCUUUAUAAACGAGGAAGAGCCCAUUUCUCCGUCAAUCGGUUUCUGCGCGCAACGUGGAUAGGCGGAGCAAUAGGUACGGCAAGUGGUGGAGCGGUCGAAUACGUACGAGCCUCGAAUUCGAGCGAGGAGAGUCUCCGCCGUCGGAGAAUCAUUGCCGCAUAUAAUACUGAUUCAUUAAGGGCUGAUGACCAUUCCACCAUCGGAGCCAUUCUGUUCGCUGUGUUAACUCCAGCUCUGUUCUGGAAGCGUGCAAGAGCAGUUCAUCUUGUACUCGGCGGUGCGGGUUUGGGCUCUUCAGUAGGUGUCUUGGCACAUUACGGAAGAAAUCUGUCUGGAGACCCGCCCCCCCCAAUCGUGGUUCCAGAGGCGCCUACAUCGGCAUAG